Messenger RNA from Gastrolobium bilobum, 2435 nucleotides. RefSeq lists its product as uncharacterized. Gene Ontology annotation, molecular function: protein binding. Bases 81 to 2219 code for a protein of 712 amino acids. The record is from RefSeq and is a predicted model, not a curated record. Lineage: Eukaryota; Viridiplantae; Streptophyta; Magnoliopsida; Fabales; Fabaceae. The transcript has 9 exons.
AAUAAAAAUAGAAAAAUAACGCCCUGUUUGUUUGUCUGCAGAGAGAGAGAGAGAGAGAGAGGGCAACACCACCACCACACAUGGGUAAGAUAGUGGAGAAGAAGAAGAAGAAAGGACGACCCUCUCUUUUGGAUCUCCGAAAACGAACUCUGAAGGAGCAACAACAACAACAACAACUCAAGCGAAACCAUAACUCUGAUUCGAAUUACAGGACCACCCCUAAACAUGUCCGGCGAUCUACCCGCCGGAACCCCAAUACAGACUUGGCCGGGGAUGAGGAUGAGGAAUUAUCGAGUGGGACGCAGCGUCAGAAGAAGCUCAAACUCGUUCUCAAAUUACCCUCACACUCCUCCAAUUCAUGUGGGUCGGAGGAUGAUCUCGUUGUCUCCAAUUGCAUGAAGCGCAAGAUCAAUCCCAUACCCCAUGGAUCCGGGCCCGUCCAUACGUGUCAGAAUUCUACUUCUGGUAUAGACCUAGCCAAAACCCCUCAAGCGACCCAGUUAGAUUCUGGACUCUCAACAUCUUUACCUGAUAAAACGCUGUUACUUUUUAUUCUGGACAGGCUUCAAAAGAAGGACACUUAUGGUGUGUUUUCCGAGCCAGUCGACCCAAAUGAGCUUCCAGAUUACCAUGAAGUUAUAGAGUUUCCAAUGGACUUUGGCACUGUAAGGAAGAAGCUAGAUGAUGGAGAUUAUGCCAACUUGGAACAAUUUGAGAAAGAUGUUUUCUUAAUCUGUACAAAUGCGAUGCAGUAUAAUGCCCCGGAUACCAUAUAUUUCAGACAGGCACGAUCAAUUCAAGAACUGGCAAAAAAGAAUUUUGAAAAUCUUAGGCAAGAUAGUGGCGAUGAUAAUGAGCUAGAGCCAAGAGUAGUAAGAAGAGGCAGACCACCCAGCAAGAAACUGAAGAAACCACCGGUCAGGACUUUCGUGGAUCGUGCUGGUGUAGAGUUUUCAUCUGAUGCCACUCUUGCCACUGGGGGAGAAAAUGCCAUGUGGUCCAAUCACGAUAUGAGAAAAGGAUCUCAUGUUUUAAAGAAAUCUGCUUCUGCCGAUCUAUCUGGAAGAUCUCAUGUCACUCGCAAUAAUGAUUUUUGUAGUAGUUGGUUAGCAGAGAAGAAUUCAGAGAAGAUUGAUGAUUUUACAGGACCAACUUUUAGGGGAAAUAUGAUGAAAUAUGUGAAAAAACAUAUUGUACUUGAUGAGAAUAAACGAAGCACAUAUAAGUAUUCUCAUUCACCAGCUGAUGCGCAAGAGCUAUCGGUUUUGACUACUUUUGAUGGAGAGAGGAAAUUACUACUACCUGUUGGCCUUCAUUCAGAGUUUGGUUAUGCAAGAAGCUUGGCACAAUUUGCUGCCAAUGUGGGACCUUUUGCUUGGAAAAUUGCAUCUAAGAAGAUAGAGAAAUGCCUAUCUCCUGUCAUUAAAUUUGGUCCUGGUUGGGUCGGAGAAAAUGAUGCGAAACAAAGCAAUCCAGUGCCACGACCUUCACAUGCACCAACUCUGUCAUCACCGUUGCAACCCUUGUCUGGUCAAAGCUCCUCAUCAGCUUCUGUGCCUGUCACAUUUGAUUUGAAGAAUGACAAAUCAUCUGAAAAGCAUGAUGGAAACAUUUUGUCGGAGAAGCAUGCACCUUUAAAUAUCUUACCUCCAAAUGGCCUUACAACCAAGCAUAGUUCUCCAUGUUUUAUUCCCUCAUCAUCCUCUGUUGUUGCCAAUAGAUCUUCUGAACGUAUAACGGGAAAAACGGAAGCUAAGGGGGUAUUGAAUUCUACUAUGGGGUGUAAUCUACAGGGUGCAAUAUCGCCUUUGAAUGCAUGUCAGGUGCAUCGAAGCCCUGGGAUUCAGCCUCGAAUGAAUGGGUAUAAAAAUGCAGCUCAGGUGGGGAAAAAUAUUGAAGAGACCCAACCUGCUGGGUUUAAUCUUCAUACUUGCUCAGUGAUUGACACAUCACCUAGAUCUAAUAAUAACGUUUUCCAUCCUGCUCCUGCAAACAGCUUAAAAUCAGAUGAUGUUGAGCUCCCAGAACAUUCAAGUGUAGGUUGUAGCGUUGCAUUAUCAAACUCAAGGAGCGAGUCCGUGCCUUGGCAGCCAAAUCAGAAGUCUAUUUCCGGACUAGCACCACAGCAGAAGUCAGGCUCAGUUCCUCCAGAUCUCAAUGUGAGAUUUCAGGCUCCUGGAUCUCCAAAUUCGACCCCUGAUUUGGUGUUGCAGUUGUGAAGUAAAAGAUUUUCCUCCUCUAUUGUUUAUUUAUUAAUUUAACCAUAGAACGGUAGGGACAGGGUUUGUAUUCAAUGCGCCUGGCAGAGAGUAAUGCUAGGCCUCUUCUAAUUUCUAAAUUAUGCAACUUUGUUGUAAAGGAGUAGGUCGUUUCCUGUACAGAUUGAUGUAUCCUAAUUUAAUUUUCAAGUCAACACCCAACAGGUUUAAUUGUUA